GUUCCCGCCUCCCGCUGGGCGGGUAGAAAGGUGAGAAGUGGAGUAUUUUCUAGUCUUCCUAGAAGGGAGACCGGGAUCCAACCGGAGAGGAGAGAAACACGAAGGCAGGAGGAACUCUACCUUUUCCUUGUUACUUCAUUCUACCCCAGAGGGCAACAAAACUACCCGAGGAAGAAUGGACAUGGACCAGUUGGAUGACUUUGAGUUUCCUUUGGAGGAGGGUUUGCCUUCUGAGGUUACUGUGGUGGUGACAGGAGAACCCCCGACCACUGUUGAGGAAGAACUAGAAAAGGAAGAAGAGGAAGACCGUCGUCGGGCGUCGGAAGUCACAGAGUCACUGUCCCUUUUAGACGUGCUGAGGAUCUCUGCAAUUAUGGAAGACAUCAUCGACCAGCUCUCUAUCCUAGGCUACAUCAUGCCGCUUCAGUAUGAGAGAAAGCAGAGCAUCAGCCAGAAAGCCAGCCACGAAGGAUCGAUGACAAAGAAAGUAUCUUCUUCUUUAUUAAAUAAAGAAAAAUUCUCAGUGCCGGAUAUCAAACAAAAGAGCCAGGAUUUUUCCUUUAAAAAACCAACAAAACAGAUCAUAAUGACUUUGGACAUCCUGAAGAAAAUACAGAGUGACAGUCAAUACUUCAGUAAUGUGAUUACUAAUGUCAUAGAGGAGAUGCAACAUUCUGGAUCUUUCAGGAUUCUCCAGGAAGCCUUGGGCAAAGAAAGAGACAACAAAGUGAAUUUCCAGGACGCCAUCACAAGGGAAGAAAAAGGAAGAAAACAGAUAAAGUCUCUUCAAAAGCAGUUACUUGGUGUCAAGAGGGAGCGUCAGUUGCAAGUACAGAGCGGGAAUGAAUACAUUGCUCACCUCAAGGACCAGUUGCAGGAGAUGAAGGCGAAAACCAAUUUGGAGAAUCUUUAUAUGAAAAGAAAUACCGACCUGCAGAUCUCUCAGACCCAGAAGAAAUGUAACAGAGCAGAGGAACUCUUGCUGGAGGAGAUUGAGAAACUGAGGAUGAAAACGGAAGAAGAGAACCGGGUUCACUCGGAAAUCGAAAUGUUCCUUAAAAAAGAGCAGCAGAAACUUGAAGAGAAGCUAGAGUUCUGGAUGGAUAAAUUUGAUAAAGACACAGAAGCAAAACAGAACGAGUUAAAUGCUCUCAAGGCUGCCAAGGCCACCGACCUAUCACACCUUCAAGAACUUGCCAAGAUGAUCCGGGAGUAUGAACAGGUCAUUAUUGAGGACCGGCUAGAAAAGGAGAGGACCAGGAGGAAGAUGGAGCAGGAUGAGUUGGAGCUGAAGAGCAUUGUGAAGCUCCAGGCCUGGUGGCGAGGUACAGUGAUCCGGAGGGAAAUUGGAACUUUCCGACUGCCCAGGAGAGAGAGAGAUGACAACAAAGACUCGAAAGGCAAGGAGAAGGAGAAGCGGAGAGGCAAGAAGUGACGAGUUUCCGCUGUUCUUCCCUCUGGUCUGGAGACGUGCGGUGCUGGCACUCACGUGUGGGCUCCCCGGACACCCACGGAGCUCACCAUGCCCGCUCCCAUGGUUUUCAGAGCCCGAAAGAAGGCUGUCACGGGGCUUCGGGACCUCUGCAGACUCUUGGGGAGGCCAUGCCGAGUAGCUUUGCGGACAUUCCUCUCGUUCUUUGUCACCCGACAGCAGUUCGUCGGCUGAGAGGGACGCAUUAAAAACUCCUAUGCUACCUCGGAAUCUGAUUUUAUGCCAUAAGGUUAAAGUGGAAAACUGUCAGAAGCAGAAGUGGAAUAGUCAGCGGGAAUUAGCAGAGCACCACCUAGCACGAUAUGCGUGCACACGGACGCUAGCAAGCGUCUAGCGCUGGUGGCGACGGGCACAGCGCCUUCCUUUUACAUAAGCAGUCCCGGCGGCCUUUCUGGGCAUGGGUAGGGAUGGAAGUGGCUGAUACGAGACAGACGUGGAGUGUGGACUCACAGUCCCCCAGUGAUAAAGACCGGGACAUGGGUUCUCCAGGGGGCUAGUUUACAGAUGUUUGUCAAGCGGGGUCAACUACGUCCAUCAUGUAGGAUAUUACCACUUUUAAAGAAACAAGCCUCGUGGAAACUAGCCUGUGUGGCAUUCAGCAAAGCUGGCGUUCCACUGCUCUCCCUUACAAGCAGCGAGCUCACCGGGUCGUUCUUGCUUUAGCUUUGGGCCCGGCCGGCUCCUGUCUCCACCCCCUGCCUCUGCUUCUU
Meriones unguiculatus (Mongolian gerbil) is the source of this 2202-nucleotide messenger RNA. It is a transcript of the gene Iqcg, whose product is annotated as IQ motif containing G. The transcript is spliced from 11 exons. Gene Ontology annotation, molecular function: protein binding. The record is from RefSeq and is a predicted model, not a curated record. The coding region runs from base 176 to 1435 and encodes 419 amino acids. Gene Ontology annotation, biological process: sperm axoneme assembly; cilium organization. Lineage: Eukaryota; Metazoa; Chordata; Mammalia; Rodentia; Muridae. Gene Ontology annotation, cellular component: cytoplasm; sperm flagellum.